GCAGAUGCUCCAGCGGCUUCAAAAAGACAAGGCGAGAGUUGCUCACUUCAGAGAGCCUAGUGGAGAAGAAGCCUCUGGGGCUGGUUCUCUGCGGCCUCUGCUUGCUUCGUCGACCAAGCGAUUCAUCCUAGUCUUCAGAUCUUGUUUUGGGUUCAAGAAGUGGUGGGAGAUAGCUGUAGAGGAGGAGGCGGCGGCACUUCGGCGGAACAAAGCUAUUCAGGAUUGCAGCAUCAUACGACCUCAAUUAUGAUCAAUUUUGUCUGAGAAAGAUUUCCUGCAAUAAAAAUAGCAAAGCUUGUGGAUACAAGAACAUCAUUAUGACAAAGAAACACAAAAUUAGGAAGUCCAAGCAUCUUUUGGAGAGCAAAAAGGAUGUUGAUGAGAAUGUGGAGAACAUUUUGCGAAUGAUAGGAGAAGAGAACGAGCAAAUUGAGAAUGAACAAGAUGAUUAUGGAAAUCCUGUCAAGAAAUCAAAGCUGUCUUCCCUUGUGAAGGGCUUCCAUGAGGACUAUCAAUACCUUCACAAGCACUACAAACAACUAGUUAGCAAACUAGAAAAUGUUGGCCACCGUUCCUCUGGUUCAGAUUCAUCUGAUUCAGACGCAGAAGGAGACAGCUCAGACAAUGAUGUCACUGCACCAAAAGUAGCAGUGAAUGAAGAAAACGGACUAAACCAUAAGCCUACUAAGCAUAAUAACAUGGAAGCAGAGAUUGAGAAGCUGAAACAAAGUACAGAAGAACAGGCCAAGGAAAUAUCUGAUCUGAAGCAGCUAAUUGAUAAAGCAAUCAAGGAUAAAGAAGCUACAAGUUCAGAGAUUGCAAAUUUGUCAUCUGAGUAUGAAAAUCUGAAAUUGUUAGUUGAAACUGCAAAGAGGGAGGAAGGAGAAUUGCUUAACACCUUAAAAUCCAAGGAGACCGAGGUCACAACAUUGUCUGGUGAGAAGCAGAUUAUUGAAGAAGAGAGAGAUAACCUGAAGAUGUUAAUUGUAGACAUCGAGAAGGAGAAGGAAGAUAUGAGGAAUCAGCUGAAAGAUACAAUGGACAAAUGCAACCUCCUAUCAUCAGAAGUUGAGAAGGCCCAACAGGCUGAGAAAGAAGUGCAUGCCUUGUUGGAAGAAAACCAGAAGCUGAAGAAUGAUAACUUGAUGCUGUUGGUUGAGCAUGAUAACCUGAAAGCACUUCAUCAGAAUUUAGAUGUUGAGUGCUUUCAACUGAAGGCAGCCAUUGCAGAAAUCACCGCUGAAAAUGAAUCCUUGAUCACAGAAAAUCAUUCAGCUGAAAGAAAACUCCAGCAACUGGGGUUGGAGAUAGAUGGCCUGAAAGUCGAGGCCGCAGAGUUAAUGAACAAUCUAGACAAGGAGCGUAAUAAUGCAGCAGAAGAAAAAGAAAGACUAGUAUCAGAAAAUUCCAUAUACUUGAAUGAGAUAGAGAAGGCACAGUCUAGUAUUAAAGAUCUAGAAAAGGAACUGGAAUCAACAAGAAAUGUUAUGAAUAGUAAUAUGGCCGAGCUACAGGAGGAGAAGGAUUCGGCCAUGUCAGAGGUAGAGCAGCUAGAGGCUUCUUUGAUGAAUCUUAAGACUGAGCUAGCACAACAACUUGAGAGGAUUUCAGAUAUGCAGAAGACUACUGAAGAACUGGAGCUGGCAAAUUCUAACAUGCAUAAUGAAAUUGUAGAAGUAAAAGGACAAAAAAAUGAAGCUGCUGCUUCUGUUAUUAAUCUUGAAAGCAAUUUAGAACAACAAGUUGAACAAAUUUCUGUUCUGCAGCUUUCUAAUGAAGACCUACAAAAUAGUAACUCCAACCUGAAGAUGCAACUGGAAGAGGCGAAGGUUAGUCACCAUGCUGAAAUUUUAGCAUUACAAGAUGAAAGGAACAAAAUAAUUUCAGAUCUGCAGCAGUCUGAGGCUUCUAUCAAGAAUCUUAGAAUUGAAUUGGAGCAAGGAAAAGAGCAAAUCUCAAAAAUGAAUCUAGCUAAUGAAGAUCUGAAGAACAACAUUGCUAUAUUGGACAAGCAAUUGGAGGAGGUCAGGAGCAGUUUGCAUGCUGAAAUUGCACAACUACAAGCAGAGAAGGGCAUAGUUCUAUCAGAGUUACAGGUGUCUCAGGCUUCUGUCAGAAACUUGGAGAGUGUGCUAAAAAAGCAAAGUGAGAAGAUUUCAACUCUGGAUCAAGCUAAUGAUCAGUUACAGAAAAACAUAUGUACCUUGACUGAGCAAUCAGAACAAACCAAGGCUGAGCUGCAGAAGGAGGUUGAGGCAACACAAGAAGAGAAGGAUACAACACUAACACAACUAAAGCAGUCACAGACUUCAGUACAAAAUCUUGAGAAUGAGGUGACACGACUGAAAGAGGAUCUUUCAGUUCAGCUAGAAAGCAAUUCCACCUUGGACAAGCAGUUGGAAGAAGUCAGGAGCAGUACGCAUGCUGAAAUUGCAGAACUACGUGCAGAGAAGGACGCAACGCUAUUGGAGUUACAGACGUCUCAGGCUUCUGUCAGAAAUCUUGAGAUUGCCCUUCAAACCCAAAACGAGAACAUUUCAACUCUACAGCAAGCUAAUGAUGAGUCACAGAAGAUCAUUUGUACUUUGACCGAGCAAUCAGAACAAGCCAAGGCUGAGCUGCAGCAGGAGGUUAAGGCUACACAAGAAGAGAAGGAUGCAGUGCUAACAAAGCUGAAGCAAUCAGAGGAUUCAGUACAAAAUCUUGCGAAUGAGGUGACACAGCUGAAAGAUGAACUUUCAGUUCAGCUGGAAAAUAAUUCUACCUUGGAAAAGCAGUUGGAAGAGGCAAUACUAAAAGUAUCUAACCUACAUGAGAAUCUCGAGAAGGCUCAGGCUGAAGCAGCUUGUCAAAUUGAUGACAUGAGUACAAAAACAAAAGAUCUGGAGAAGACAAUCGCUCUAUUGUCUUAUCAAAAGACCAAGUUGGAGGAGGAUCUAAAAAUUAUGAUUGAAGCAUGCACAGUAAACAUGUCAUUUAUGACGGAAUUUGAAGAUAGAGUUACACAAAAAAAUUCAGAUCAUGAGGCUGGACUUGUGGUUCUCCGCCAGAGCCUGAAAGGGGUUGCUAGCAGCUGUCAGAGGCUUCAGUAUGCAUAUGAUGAGGUGUCCUCGAGGGUCUCCCAGCUCGAGAUACUUAAGAGGCUUCAGAUUGAGCAGAUAGGUCAACUAGAGGAGAAACACACAGAAACUUUGGAGAAACAUCGACUUCUGGAAGAGGAAAAUUUAUCUGCAAAUAAGGAGAACACAAAGCUACAAAAGGAUGUCCAAGACCUUGAAGUUCAACUCCAGCUAGCCAAGCAGAAGCUUAAAGUUACCGAGGCAGAAAGCAAAUGCAAAGAAGACAGCUACGCAAUGGCAGUGGAGACAUCACAGGCAGAGAUCCAUCAUCUUGAACAACUGGUAAAACAAUUUUCUGGGAGAGUCAACUUGCUGGAAGAAACUCUCAUGCAAGUAAAAGGACAUGCCGAAUCAGGGGUCUCUGAAUUGGCUGACAAAUUGGACGAGCUAGAACCACUCUUGUGUCAGAGUUUUGCACUCUUCGUUGAUCGUUCAUCUGCAUGUGGUGAAGAGCUUAAUGUCCUGAGGAAGAAGCUACAUGAUCAUCUUGAUGAACAGAAGGAGCUUGUCAAGGAGAAUGAUGAGAUGGCUGUCAGGUUGAGAGAGAAAGAAAAAUUGGUGUCAGAAAUGGUGAAGAACACAGCUGAUGCAGAAGCGAAGAUGGUCCAGCUCGAGAAGACGGUGGCAGAGAAAGAAGAAGAGCUAGCAGCUAGAGUGCAGGAGAAGAGAGAAGCCAUUAAGCAGCUGAGCGACGCGAUUGUUUACCACAAGAACUAUAGCGAUGAUCUGGUGCGCUACAUCCGCAGUCACAAUCGCCCUCGCCUCCCAUUCUGUCUGUAAAUCUGGAUAUCAGUAAACGAUGUAAAGGCUUCAUUCUAGCUGCGAAUUUUUGCAGAAAGGAUAACACUGCAAUUGUUUCUUAUGUAUCAUAAAUAGGGCUGAAAUACUUUCUGGAAGUAGCCAUACUGAGUGGCUUGUGCAUUCUCUUAGCAGAGAGGACUGCUGUAGUAAUUAUUUUUUUUAUCCAUUCCACCUUAUCUUGUUACUGGAGCGAUCAAAUUACUAUGAGACUGUGUCAAAUGUUCGACAAA
Setaria italica (foxtail millet) is the source of this 4150-nucleotide messenger RNA. RefSeq names its product restin homolog. The coding region runs from base 318 to 3899 and encodes 1193 amino acids. The record is from RefSeq and is a predicted model, not a curated record. Gene Ontology annotation, molecular function: actin binding. Lineage: Eukaryota; Viridiplantae; Streptophyta; Magnoliopsida; Poales; Poaceae. The transcript is spliced from 4 exons.